Messenger RNA from Octodon degus (degu), 3922 nucleotides. It is a transcript of the gene Ap3b1, whose product is annotated as adaptor related protein complex 3 beta 1 subunit. Gene Ontology annotation, cellular component: membrane coat; clathrin adaptor complex; AP-3 adaptor complex. Bases 91 to 3360 code for a protein of 1089 amino acids. Gene Ontology annotation, biological process: vesicle-mediated transport; intracellular protein transport; anterograde synaptic vesicle transport. The transcript has 27 exons. The record is from RefSeq and is a predicted model, not a curated record. NCBI's taxonomy places the organism in Eukaryota, Metazoa, Chordata, Mammalia, Rodentia, Octodontidae.
CGGAAGCGCCGGCGCGCGCCCCCCGCCAGCCCUAGUUCUGUUCCGCUUCCUCGGGACGGGGUCUUGGAGAGAUCCUCGGACGCCGGCACCAUGUCCAGCAACAGCUUCGCCUACAACGAGCAGUCCGGAGGAGGGGAGGCGGCGGAGCUGGGGCAGGAGGCGACCGCGACCAUUUCCCCCGCGGGCGCCUUCGGCCUGUUCAGCAGCGAUUUGAAGAAGAAUGAAGAUCUAAAACAAAUGUUGGAGAGCAACAAAGAUUCUGCUAAAUUGGAUGCUAUGAAACGGAUUGUUGGGAUGAUUGCAAGAGGAAAGAAUGCAUCUGAGCUAUUUCCUGCUGUUGUGAAGAAUGUGGCUAGUAAAAAUAUUGAGAUCAAGAAGUUGGUGUAUGUUUACCUGGUCCGCUAUGCAGAGGAACAGCAGGACUUGGCACUCUUGUCCAUAAGCACUUUUCAGCGAGCCCUGAAGGACCCAAACCAAUUAAUCCGUGCAAGUGCUUUGAGGGUUCUCUCAAGUAUUAGAGUGCCGAUAAUCGUGCCUAUCAUGAUGCUCGCUAUUAAGGAAGCUUCUGCUGACUUAUCGCCAUAUGUCAGAAAGAAUGCAGCCCAUGCUAUACAGAAACUGUACAGUCUUGAUCCAGAACAGAAGGAAAUGUUAAUUGAAGUAAUUGAAAAACUUCUGAAAGAUAAAAGUACACUGGUAGCUGGCAGUGUUGUGAUGGCUUUUGAAGAAGUGUGCCCUGAUAGAAUUGAUUUGAUUCACAAGAAUUACCGCAAGCUAUGUAAUUUACUAGUUGAUGUGGAAGAGUGGGGGCAGGUGGUCAUAAUUCACAUGCUGACGCGAUAUGCUCGUAUGCAGUUUGUCAGCCCUUGGGAAGAGAAUGAUGGCCUAGAGCACAGUGAAAAGAAUUUCUAUGACUCUGAUGAUGAACAGAAGGAAAAUACUGACAGAAGGAAGAAGCCCUACACCAUGGAUCCAGACCACAGACUCUUAAUUAGAAACACAAAGCCCUUGCUUCAGAGCAGGAAUGCUGCAGUAGUUAUGGCAGUUGCUCAGCUGUAUUGGCACAUAUCCCCGAAGUCAGAAGCUGGCAUCAUUUCUAAAUCACUAGUACGUUUACUUCGUAGCAACAGGGAAGUGCAGUAUAUUGUCCUACAAAAUAUAGCAACUAUGUCAAUUCAGAGGAAGGGCAUGUUUGAACCUUACCUGAAGAGUUUCUAUGUUAGGUCAACUGAUCCAACUAUGAUCAAGACAUUGAAGCUUGAAAUUUUGACAAACUUAGCAAAUGAAGCCAACAUAUCAACUCUUCUUCGAGAAUUUCAGACCUAUGUGAAAAGCCAGGACAAACAGUUUGCAGCAGCCACUAUUCAGACGAUUGGCAGAUGUGCCACCAGCAUCUCGGAAGUCACGGACACCUGCCUCAAUGGCCUGGUCUGUCUGCUGUCUAACAGGGAUGAAAUAGUUGUUGCAGAAAGUGUGGUUGUUAUAAAAAAAUUACUGCAAAUGCAACCUGUACAACAUGGUGAAAUUAUUAAACAUAUGGCCAAACUCUUGGACAGUAUCACUGUUCCUGUGGCUAGAGCAAGUAUUCUUUGGCUAAUUGGAGAAAACUGUGAACGAGUUCCUAAAAUUGCCCCUGAUGUUUUGAGGAAGAUGGCCAAAAGCUUCACUAGUGAAGACGAUCUGGUAAAACUUCAGAUAUUAAAUCUGGGAGCCAAACUGUAUUUAACAAACUCCAAGCAGACAAAACUGCUUACCCAGUACAUAUUAAAUCUCGGCAAGUAUGAUCAGAACUAUGACAUCAGAGACCGCACAAGAUUUAUUAGGCAGCUUAUUGUUCCGAAUGAGAAGAGUGGAGCUUUAAGUAAAUAUGCCAAAAAAAUAUUCCUAGCACAAAAGCCUGCACCAGUGCUUGAGUCUCCUUUUAAAGAUAGGGAUCAUUUCCAGCUUGGCACCUUAUCUCAUACUCUCAACAUUAAAGCUUCUGGGUACCUAGAAUUAUCUAAUUGGCCAGAGGUAGCACCAGACCCAUCAGUUAGAAAUGUGGAAGUAAUAGAGUUGGCAAAAGAAUGGACCCCAGGAGGCAAAUCAAAGGAAGAAAAUCCUGCUAAGAAAUUUUACUCUGAAUCUGAGGAAGAGGAGGAGUCUUCUGUUAGUGGCAGUGACAGUGAGAGUGAAUCUGGAAGUGAGAGUGGGGAGGACAGGGCCAGCAGUGAGGACAGCAGCGAGGACAGCGAGGAUUCAUCCAGUGAGCAGGAGAGUGAAGAUGGGAGUGUGGCAGAAGCAGAGGGCAAAGCACCCACUAUGAAGAACUCAAAGACCAGAGGGAAAAGUGAUUCUGAAGAUGGGAAGGAGAAAAGUAAGAAAUCUAAAACUUCAGAUUCUUCUGAUGCUGAAUCUAGUUCAGUAGAAGAAACUUCUUCAGAGUCCGAAUCAGAAUCUGAAAAUGAGUCUGAAUCCAGAAAAGUCACUAAGGAGAAAGAAAAAAAACUAAACCAAGAAAGAACUUCUCUUACCAAAGAUGUUUCACUUCUAGACCUAGAUGACUUUAACCCUAUGUCCACUCCAGUUGCACAUCCCACACCAGUGCUUUCUCCAAGCUUGAUAGCUGAUCUUGAAGGCUUAAAUUUGUCAACUUCCUCAUCUGUCAUCAGUGUCAGUACACCUGUCUUUGUACCAAUGAAAACACACGUGCUGCUUCAUCGGAUGAGUGGAAAAGGACUGGCUGCCCAUUAUUUCUUUCCAAGACAGCCUUGCAUUUUCGGUGAGAAGAUGGUCUCUGUACAGAUUACAUUGAACAACACCUCUGACCGGAAGAUUGAAAACAUCCACAUAGGGGAAAAAAAACUUCCAGUGGGCAUGCAGAUGCAUACUUUUAACCCAAUAGAUUCUCUUGAGCCUGAGGGAUCCAUUACUGUUUCAAUGGGUAUUGACUUCUGUGAUUCUACACAGACUGCCACUUUCCAGUUGUGCACCAAGGAUGAUUGCUUCAGCGUUAAUAUUCAGCCACCUAUUGGAGAACUGCUGUUACCUGUGGCCAUGUCCGAGAAAGACUUUAAGAAAGAACAAGGUAUGCUGACAGGAAUGAAUGAAACCUCUGCCACAAUCAUCACCACACCACAGAACUUCACGUCCUCGGUUAUCCUCCGGAAGGUUGUGAAUGUAGCCAACAUGGGUGCAGUGCCUUCCGGCCAAGAUAAGAUACACAGGUUUGCAGCUAAAACUGUGCACAGUGGGUCAUUGAUGCUAGUCACAGUGGAACUGAAGGAAGGCUCCACAGCACAGCUUAUCAUAAACACUGAGAAAACCGUGAUUGGUUCUGUUCUACUGCGGGAGCUGAAGCCUGUCCUGUCCCAGGGGUAACCUGCUUACAUCUGGACUUCAGAAUCUGGCACACAACAAAAGUGCCUGGCAUCCACUACUGCUGCCUUUCAUUUAUAAUAAUAGCCCUUCCAUCUGGCAGUGGGGGAAGAAUACACUCUUGACAUUCUUGUCUCCUGCUUUAGAAUGCUAGUGUGUAUCCAUCAUGUAUGCAGCGCUUUCCCCCUUUUCGCUUUGCUAACCAAAGAACAUAUAUUUUACUGUCAGUUAUUUUAACUCUUGAAUCCAUGUGGCAUUUUCUCUGUCCUAUUUCUUUUGGCCUCCUCAUCUUCUUCUUUUUCAACAGUGAUAGACAUAAAUCAGAUAUUUAAAGUCCUUUGGAAAUCAUCUUUUCUUCAGCUGUAAGCCAGAAUUAGCAAACAAAUAGUGUAAAUGGCCUCUCAGCUUGGUAUACGAAAAUGAGAUCGCAUACUUCUUAGAUGCAAAAACAUGGGCUCUGCAAAAUUUUGUUCUUUGAAUUUCCUGAUAUUUGUGAUUAGUUAUUGACAACUGUCAUUGCGAAAUUAUCUCAACAUAAGAUAAAUAAAUUAGUAUAUGAAUAGCA